Molecule: messenger RNA, 1211 nt
Organism: Mercurialis annua (annual mercury)
Lineage: Eukaryota; Viridiplantae; Streptophyta; Magnoliopsida; Malpighiales; Euphorbiaceae
Biological process (GO): endoplasmic reticulum calcium ion homeostasis
Cellular component (GO): endoplasmic reticulum
Molecular function (GO): calcium ion binding
Source: RefSeq, a predicted model, not a curated record
UUUAUAAAUAGUUUAAUCAUUUCAAAUUACUAUUUUGCUGGUAAAAAAGAGAAUGAGAAUUUAGCGUUAUCAUGGGCGGAGAAAUUUGCCAAGAAAUGUUCGAUUUUUGAGAAGAAUUUUAGUUUACUAGGCGUCGGAGACGGAGAUGAUUCGCCUUUGUUGUUAAAAGAAGGGCAGAAUGUAUUUAAAUUUUACGCGAGUGGGAGGCGAUAUUGUCAAGGGUUAUUAGCUACAAUGGAGUUGAAGAGUAGGCAUGAUUUGAUUUCGAGACUUUAUAAUAUGAUUGUUCCUUGUAAGGGUGCGCUUAGUUUUGAGGUUUAUAUGAAUGAUGAUGAAGCUAUGGAUCAGGUUGUUUUUGCUAUUGCAAAAAAGAAAGCUGCGAAAACUAUGCAGAAAGAGAUUAGGGAUCUGCAUAAGUUUGCUGGGGUUGUGGCGCAACAUCCUGUUGGGAGGAAAUGGGUGAGCGAGGAAUUGGCAGUUAUUGAGUCCAAGGAGGUUGCUGGGGAUUUGAUCACUGAGGCGGUGCUUGAACAGGUAAUUGGGGAAAAAGCUUUUGAGAAGUGUGGUAACGGUUUCAUCUCCAUGCAUUUUUCCGACCAACAUCCGGGAACACACAGGAAGAUGCUGCUAUUCAAAUUUGCUCUUCCAGAUGCCAACAACAUGGUAGAUGUGACUCGACUAGUGGCACUGGUUCCUUAUUUCAUUGAUCAAGUUGGCUGCUACAAAUUGAGUUCCCAGGUUCGGUCUAAAACAGAAUCAACGAGAGUAAAAGCUGCCCAAGAAGCGCACAAAGCAAAUGUGAGGCAAGAAGCAUUGCAAAGAAAGAAGGCGGAGACUCGAAGAAUGCUAGAGGAGGCUGAAGCAAAGAUCGGCACAGCGGCUAUUUGUACGAAAGAAGCAAAACAGCGUGCUCGUCAGAUGAAGAAAGCAAUGCCGAAAAUGAAAAUGCACUACCUUAGAAUCCUGCCUUUUCGGUAUGUUAUACAGAAUAUGCAUAUUUGGCACGUCUCUUGCUAAGCAUCAUUUUCGGUUCUUGUUGUUUCAGUUGCAAAUUCCUAACCAGAUCUUUUUUUUUAAUUGUUAAUAUAAAUAAUUAGAUAUCUCACAACUGUGAUGAGGACUAUUUAGGUUCAUGGACUCUCAAGUCCAUUUGAUUUGUAUUCAUGCUUGAUGAUUCAUUAUUUAUUCAAAAUUAUUUAAUUUUUAUGAUU